UAAUAUGACACAGGUAGCUAAAAAUGUGCAACAUCAUUGAUUUUUAGCGAUAUCAAGGUUUUUUAUUUAUCUGCAGAAGGGUUACGAUAAGGAACCACUGAUAGAUGUUGAUAGUUCGCUGAAAUGUCGAUUCCGACGACUGUAAAGGCAACUUCAGCCAACCCGGAAGAGUGACGUCAUAAACAAUAACAAACCAGACUGCCUGUGUCUCCUCGUGACCGCGUUGUCAUGUUAGUAAGCAGACAAAACACGCAAAGUGAAACCUACCGGCCCGAAUUCCGUUCACUGGGUGCAGCGCGUUCUCUCCCAGCAAUUAGGCCGUAGUGUCGCUUACACCCACCAUUCAUUCAUUCAUUCCCACCCUUCUCCGUUAGCUUAGCACGCUCACACAGAUCGACAUAAUGACAUGCGUGUGAGCAGAGCCACGCUGCUCCUCCUCCUUGGGUAUUUCGAAAAAGCCACUUCUGCUUUUUGGAGGGGCAGACAAGUCGUUCUGACGCCGUUGGAACCGACAAGGCACACCGACGGCGAUGGAGCCACACGCGGCUGGUCCGGGCUGUGUGAACGUUGGCUGCCUGACCAGCACCUUGCCGGUGAUUCCCUACCAGAAGCUGACCGACUUGUACUACCUGAGCAGAGGGGGCUUCGGUACCGUGUUCAAGGCGCAGCACUCCGACUGGAGGACCACCGUGGCCAUCAAGUGCCUCAAGUUGGACUCCCCGUUCGGCGAAAGAGAGAGGAAGUGUCUGCUGAAGGAGGCAGAGGUCCUCCACAAAGUCCGCUUCAACUACAUCAUCCAGAUUUUUGGGAUCUGCAACGAGCCGGAAUUCUUCUGCAUUGUGACCGAGUUUAUGAGCAAUGGCUCUCUUGACCAACUGCUGCACGAGAAGGACAUGUACCCUGUGCUCGCCUGGCCUUUGCGACUGAGGGUCCUGUAUGAGAUCGCCUUGGGAGUCAACUUCCUUCACAACAUGUCCCCGCCCCUUCUACAUCAUGACCUGAAGACACAGAAUAUUCUGUUGGAUAGCGAAUUCCACGUCAAGAUUGCAGAUUUCGGUCUUUCUAAAUGGCGGCAACUCUCUGUCAGUCAAGGCUCAGGGUCCAAACCGUCUGAAAUUGGUGGCACGGUGAUCUACAUGCCCCCUGAAGAGUACGAACCCUCCAGGAGCCGCCGCGCUGACGUCAAACAUGAUAUGUACAGUUAUGCCAUCAUCAUGUGGGAAGUGCUUUCCAGGCAAAUUCCUUAUGAUGAAGUGACCAACCCCAUGAAGAUCAUGUUCAACGUGCUUCGUGGGAUGCGUCCUGACACAAGCCUUGCCAGUCUGUCAGAUCAGAUCCCCAGCAGAGAGACGCUUGUUUGCUUGAUGACCUGCGGCUGGACCGCAAAUCCUGAUGAACGACCUUCCUUCCUCAAGUGUCUCAUUGAGCUGGAGCCCAUGGUGAGGAAGUUCAACGAAAUCGACUUCCUGGUGGCUGUUCUAGAGAUCAAGAAGUCAAGGCUGAACCAGAGAUCCACCAGCUGCUCAGCACAGCCCGAGAGCGAGAAGACGGCUGAGGACGAAACUCUGACGAAGCUGAAGGACACGUCGCGCACUUGGCCGGAGAGCACCACCUCAGGCUCAGGCUCUUGUUCCUCCCAGGAAACAGACAUAUCACUACCGGGCGCCCUCACCAGCAGCAAUGUGGCGCCUUCUAAAGAGGGACCUCCAGCAUCAGUCUCUGUUCAUACUCUGGAGCCCCCCGAAUCUCUGAAGGACAAUCUAAAUGGCUUCCAGAGCGCCCGGCCCAUGAACGACCUGAGCAAAUCUCUAAAACCUGCUCUGCCUAUAUGGGAGGGCGUGACGCAGUUGGAGGCCCUCACACUUAGUGUAAAUUAUACAAAGCCACAAGAUAACUCGCCUCCAUUGCGCUGCUCAUCGCCUUCGCAGGGUCCCAUCGGUCAGUGGAUGUCAACGCGACGUGAGGAGAUCGUGGCGCAAAUGACGGAAGCCUGCCUCAACCAGAGCCUGGACGCCCUGCUCGCACGCGGCAUGCUGAUGCGCGAGGAUUACGAACUGGUGGUGAACCAGGCCACGCGUGCCGCCAAGGUCCGCCAGCUCCUGGACAACUGUCACAGGCACGGCGAAGACUUCUGCCGCGUCGUCGUCCACAAGCUACACCACAACAAGCAGAUGGGCCUCCAGCCGUACCCCAACGAAAUCAACUCGGCCGGCACAGUCUUCGUGCCCAGCGUCCCACCGCUUUCGGUAUCCUACAAUAUCCCCAGGAACAUAUAGGUCCGCAAUGGGAACUGUCCAGAUCCUAGACUGUGCCAAAUAUUUGCGCUAUCGACCUUUUCACCAGGGGGUCACGUGUACAGUACUUCCGGGUGGCAUAAACUCAGAUGGCACCACCAGAAAACAGGGUACAUAGUUUAAAUUAUGAUUUUUAGAUGUGUUAUGAUUUUCACCAGUAAUGGCAACAUGCGCGGCCCCACAUGUUGCUCAUGCCAUGAACGGCCAUUGGUUGCAGUCUAAAAGAGGAUGUUAGGGGGGAGGUACAUUGCUUCCAAGACAUAGUGAACAUGAUCAUUGAGGGACUGGCUCAUUAAUUGACUAUUCUGUUGCUUGGAUUAAUGGCACAGACAGGGUUAGUGAAGUUCAUUUUCUAUGCGAACUUGUUAAAAGUUUAGUUCUCCGUUCCAAAAAUGAACUAUUCAGUUCAUAGUCCGUUAUUCAAAAUGUUGAACUAAGUUCACAGUUCCAAAAAUGAGCUAGUUCAUAGUUCUUUUUUUUUUCCUCUCAAUAUGUUGCUGAUGGGCUAUUACCGUCAAAAUACUGGCAUUUCAUUUUUCCCAUGUUUUCAACCAUUCAGUCCACACUAGUACCCAGCUGCAGCUUUCACUGUACAAUCUCAAAAACAUGAGGAAAACCCUGUUGCUUGAAUGGUCUUUUGUAAAAUGGGGAAUUAAAACAAAAACAGGACUUUUGUCCUUGAUGUGCCAACAAAAACACGCAAAACAGUAUAACAGGAACGAUGGUGAAAGGAUGAUGAAAACUUUGCAUUCCUUGCAGCGCUGGCUGUCUAUAUUAACAAACUAUUUGAUCUAUUCUUAUAUAACAAAGCAAAUACUGUGUCUGCCGGCGCAACCCCAAACAUAGGUUUUUCAGUUCCAGUCAGUAGUAGCUUCUGCCACCUGGAAGUACCUUGGUGUCGAUUGUUUGCAAAUGUUGUUAAAAGAUCCGUUUGCUGGAUCCAUUUUUAUUGAAAUUGUCAUCAUGGCUCCUGUCAGUGUUAAUACCAGAGGGAGAACUGCUUAAGUAAACAGUCGUUGAUAUACAAAC
Molecule: messenger RNA, 3323 nt
Organism: Phycodurus eques (leafy seadragon)
Lineage: Eukaryota; Metazoa; Chordata; Actinopteri; Syngnathiformes; Syngnathidae
Product: receptor-interacting serine/threonine-protein kinase 2-like
Exons: 11
Coding region: 531-2276 (581 amino acids)
Biological process (GO): protein phosphorylation; positive regulation of canonical NF-kappaB signal transduction; innate immune response
Molecular function (GO): ATP binding; JUN kinase kinase kinase activity
Source: RefSeq, a predicted model, not a curated record